Pieris rapae (cabbage white) is the source of this 1414-nucleotide messenger RNA. RefSeq names its product chymotrypsin-2-like. The transcript is spliced from 5 exons. The record is from RefSeq and is a predicted model, not a curated record. Gene Ontology annotation, biological process: proteolysis. Bases 51 to 839 code for a protein of 262 amino acids. Lineage: Eukaryota; Metazoa; Arthropoda; Insecta; Lepidoptera; Pieridae. Gene Ontology annotation, molecular function: serine-type endopeptidase activity.
ACAAAGUUAAUAUAAAUAGGUCUUAAGGCAAAGAAUACCUAAUCAGAAAAAUGUUUGUACAACUGGGGUUAGUACUUCUACUUUCGCGGGGACUUCUGGGCGAGUCUGAUGCAUUUGGUGGAGAUACGCGAAUCAUAGGGGGUUUUAAUGCUCCUAAGAACUUGGCGAAUUACCAAGUCUCCAUACGUAAGAAAUACCAUAAUCAAGAAAUACACUGGUGUGGCGGUUCUAUCAUACACGAAGAAUGGGUUUUAACAGCUGCUCACUGCACAUAUGGUAUGAAUGCCAAUCGACUACUCAUUGUGGUUGGAACAACCGAACCAAAAUCAGGUGGCGACCGUUACAAAAUAAAGAAAAUUAUCAUUCACGAGAAAUUCUCAAUAAGAAAAUUGAUAAAUGACGUAGCUCUAAUGAAAGUCGACGGUAAAAUCAAAAUGAAUAAGAAUGUCAGGGUAAUCGAAUUGUGGAAAGAGCCUGUGGCUGCUGGAUCAAUUAGUAUUCUGACGGGAUGGGGAUUUACUGACAAUAGAGGAACUAUGGCGAACAAACUUCAAAUGCUGAUCUUGACGAUUAUUAGCAACAAGGACUGCAAGGAGCAGCUAAAACGUGCCUUCUUAGCACCAGUCGAUGAUAAACAGCUCUGUGCGAUAGAUCAAAGAAAGGGGGGUGCUUGCCUAGGUGAUUCAGGAAGUCCGCUGGUCGUCACUAAUGGAAAUAAAGGUCUUGUUCAAGCUGGAGUCAGGUCCUCGGGAACGAUUCCGUGCGCGAAAGGCCAGCCUGAGGUUUUUUCUUCAGUUUCUAGCUAUUAUGACUGGAUUAUGAAAAAUAUGAAGAAUUAAAUUGUGUCGACAAAUUAUUAACCAAACGUAUCAUAUAGACCAGCUAUAUGAUACGUUUUAUUACAUAUAGUUAUUUUUUAUUAUUAUAUGUGCAGGCAGUCCUCGUACUUACGGCAUUUUAGGUUCUCGAAAUAUGCGACGUAAGUCGAGACGUAUUUUUUCAUAUGUUUACAUGUAAAACUCAAGGGUUAGGUACCAUACGGAACCCAUGAAGAAGCAAUAUUUUUUUACGCAUUGCAAGAUAUUAUAACUUUUCCAAAAAUUUCUCAGCUCCAUGCCAUCAUUUUCAUUAGCCUUAAAGCCUGUGAAAAAGUUCUCCUGAGAUAAAAGGCCUUAAAAGACGCUAUAACUCCUUGAUCCAUCGGCUGUAACAACGAAGUGGUGUUUGAUGUGCCGGCCCCACGGACAUUGACCUUGUGACAAGUGAAUUCUCCUAUACCGGAAAUCGAAACAAAUGACGUAUCUUGAGGAAUAGUAUCAAAAAAUUGUUUGACGUAACUUGAAACGAUGUAAGUGGAGGACUGCCUGUAUAGCAUUAUGCACGCAUAUGACAUUUAAUAAAUAUCAAUUGGUAU